Messenger RNA from Callorhinus ursinus (northern fur seal), 917 nucleotides. Its product is annotated as keratin-associated protein 3-3. Gene Ontology annotation, molecular function: structural molecule activity. Gene Ontology annotation, cellular component: keratin filament. Lineage: Eukaryota; Metazoa; Chordata; Mammalia; Carnivora; Otariidae. The record is from RefSeq and is a predicted model, not a curated record.
UUUAGCAAGGAACUCAAAUAAAUGUUAAUUAGGAGAAUAGAGACUCUUUACAAGCAUCUAAAUGUCAAACCAAUCAAAGGAUUAUGGGUACACUAAUAUAAACAAGAACCAGGAAAGAAGCCUUCUGGUUGGACCAACACCCACUGGGGAGGGUAUAUAAGAGCCUCAAAGCAAGAGGAGACAUUCACACCUUAGAAGCCUCAUCUGUUGUUACAACCAAAGCAAUUAAAAACACAGAUUCCCAACGUCAUGGCUUGCUGUGUGCCCUGCUGCUGCAGCGUCCCCACCGGCCCCGCCACCACCAUCUGUUCCUCUGACAAAUGCUGCCGGUGCGGAGUCUGCCUGCCCAGCACCUGCCCACACACGACUUGGUUACUGGAGCCAACCUGCUGUGACAACUGCCCCCCACCCUGCCACAUUCCUCAGCCCUGUGUGCCCACCUGCUUCCUGCUCAACUCCAGCCACCCCACCCCAGGCCUGGAGACCAUCAACCUCACAACCUUCACUCAGCCCUCCUGUGAGCCCUGCAUCCCAAGCUCCUGCUGAAUGAUGGCUGCUUUGCUCCGUGCCUGACAAUGAAGGACCCGGAAGGUUUAGCGUUCACCUGUUUCAGUACCUGCAACUAAUUGCCUCUGCUUUCCAAGUUGAAACAAGGAUGACGUUAUCCCUGACAACUCUGGCUCAAAAAGAAACCAAGAGACUUUCAAUGGCCACGUGGUAGAUAGUAGUGAUCAAGGGCAAUUUGAAGAGGAGGAUGCUAUUGCCUUCCAAAGUUUUUCAUUUCCACCCUAUUAAAGUUUAUCUUUCUUUGGGUACUUUGGGAAUUCUGUUUCCAGUGCUGGGUGGUAACUUUCUGGAAACUGAGGAGCUUCUUCAUGAUCAUACUAAUAAAUUUUCCAUCUCUGGCAUAGCACAAA